AUGUCAUCCUCUACUCUGUUGCAGUGGAGGUCUAUCAUGCGCGCAUCUCUUCCUGCUGCGUACCUGGACAAGCACUUGUGCUUUCAGCUCCUCGACUGCUGUCAGACGAAGGGAAAUCCGCACGAAACGGUGUCACGUGUUCGCCACACUGAGGUGCCAGUAGUGCGUCUCUACGGGGUCACCGCCGAGGGUUUCAGCGUGUUGGUACACUGCUACAACUACGAGCCAUACUUGUGGAUUGAGGCGCCACGGAACUGGCUUCCGGUGCAUUCGCAAGGGUUUGUGCGGGAGCUUAACAAUCAGCUUAGCAACCAGACUCGUCUGCAAGACACCGUCGUGCGGGUGGAGGUGCACCAGCGCCGCAGUCUCAUGUACUUCAAGGGCGGCCAGCUGGUGCCUCAUCUCAAGAUCGUCGUGCAGCUGCCGCAGCACAUCCCCAAGCUGCGCAGUCUCCUCUCCGACCGGGGCGUCUCGUGCCCUGGGGCGUGGGAUGGGAUUCGCAUCUUCCCGACCUUCGAGUCGAACGUGAUUUUUCCGCUACGCUUCCUCGUCGACAAUGAAAUUGGCGGCAGCAACUGGCUAACGCUGACUUCCGGAAAGUUCGUCUCUUGCCCUCUCAAGACGUCGACCUGUCAGAUUGAGGUGGCGUGUUCGCACGAGGAUGUGCAGAACCACGAACCACUUGGGGACUACUUGUCUAUUGCACCUUUUCGCAUCCUCUCCAUCGACAUCGAGUGCCAGGGGCGUAAAGGACUCUUCCCUGAGCCGGAGCAUGACCCUGUCAUUCAGAUUGCCAACUACUGUGUCGAGUACGGUCACGAGUCGGAGCCGCUCACGAAGACCAUCUUCACCCUGAAGAGCUGCGCACCAAUUGCCGGGGCGCAGGUGUUCUCAUACGAAACGGAGGCGGAUAUGUUGUUGGCAUGGGCUACCUUCAUGAAAGCACUCGACCCCGACAUUCUGACGGGCUACAACAUCUGCAAUUUCGAUUUCCCAUACCUGCUGAACCGCGCCACAGCCUUGAAGGCGAGCGAUGCGUUUCACUACUGGGGUCGACAAGUUCACGAGCGGACGGCGGCGCGCGACAAGAAGUUCCAGUCCAAGCAGAUGGGCAACCGCGAGUAUACGGAGCUGACCUUAGAGGGGCGCAUCAUCAUGGAUGCGAUGGUGGUGAUCCAGCGCGACUACAAGCUACGCUCCUACUCACUCAACUCCGUAUCACAGAACUUUCUUGGAGAGCAGAAGGAGGACGUGCACCACUCCAUCAUCUCAGACUUGCAGCAGGGCGACGAAGAAACACGCCGCCGCCUCGCCGUGUACUGCCUGAAGGAUGCGCUUCUUCCUGUGAAGCUGCUGGAUCGACUCAUGUGCAUCGUGAACAACGUGGAGAUGGCGCGCGUAACGGGUGUUCCGGUGGGGUGGCUGCUGGAGCGCGGCCAGCAAAUCAAGGUCUUCUCCAUGCUCCUGCGCAAGGCCCAGAAGAAAAAGCUGGUGGUGCCUACGGUCGAGUACACAGGCGGCAGCGAUCGCGGCUACGAGGGCGCGACCGUCAUUGACCCGAUCAAAGGCUUCUACAACUGCCCCGUCGCAACACUCGACUUCGCGUCGCUGUAUCCGUCUAUCAUCAUUGCGCACAACCUGUGUUACUCAACAUUGGUGCGCCCGGCGGACGCGAGGCUGUACCCGGAGGACGCACUCGAUCGAUCGCCCACGUCGGACGUCUUUGUGAAGAAAGACGUCUUCCCGGGUAUUCUUCCCGAGGUGCUACAGGACUUGCUGGCUGCCCGAAAACAUGCGCGGGCGAUGAUGAAGGAUGUGCCCAUGCACUCGCUCGAGUACAAGGUUCUGAACGGACGCCAGCUUGCGCUGAAGGUUAGCGCCAACUCUGUGUACGGCUUCACGGGUGCUCAGGUGGGCAAGUUGCCGUGCCUGGAGAUCAGCGCCUCCGUCACGGCGUAUGGUCGGCAGAUGAUUGACAAAACGAAGAACCUUGUUGAACAGCUAUACCCUGGCACGCGUGUGCUGUACGGCGAUACCGACUCUGUGAUGGUAAAGUGUGUCACCGAUGAGAAGGCGAGCGACAAGGAGCGUCUGCAGGCGGCCAUGGAUUUUGGCAUUGAGGCGGCGGAGAGGGUGUCCAGCGAUUUCCUCAAACCCAUUAAGCUCGAAUUCGAGAAGGUGUACUUUCCGUACCUACUCAUGAACAAGAAGCGUUAUGCAGGCUUGCUGUGGACGAACACGGAUCAGUUUGACAAGCUGGAUGCCAAGGGUAUCGAAACAGUGCGCCGGGACAACUGCCCUCUUGUCGCGCGCAUGGUAUCCGGGGUACUGAACCGCAUUCUAAUCCACCGCUCCGUUGAGAGCGCCAUCGAUUUUGUGAAAGGCACGAUCAGCGAUCUGCUGCUGAACCGGCUCGACAUCUCGAAUUUGGUGAUCACCAAGGCCUUCUCCAAGGCGGAGGAUGAAUACGCCGGUGCUCAGGCGCACAUUGCCCUUGUGGAGCGCAUGCGGCAACGAGACCCUGCAUCAGCGCCGACCAUUGGAGACCGCGUGGCGUACGUUAUUAUCAAGGCAGCAAAGGGCGCCAAGGCGUACGAACGGAGUGAGGACCCCAUCUACGUGCUCGACAACAAUAUCCCGAUCGACACACAGUACUAUCUCGAGCAUCAGCUGGCUCCACCGAUUUUGCGCGUGUUUGAAGGUGUACUGGAUGACCCCAGUGUGCUCAUCAAAGGCGAUCAUACGCGUCACAUUGCCAUCUCCGCCCCGAGCAAGAAUGCCGGUGGGUUGAUGAGGUUUGUGAAGGUCCAGCUGCAGUGCAUCUCGUGCCGCGCUGUCAUCAAAGAGGGCGCGUUGUGCGACAAUUGCCAAGAGAAGGCACCUGAGGUGUACGGCAAGAUUAUGGCGAAGCGCAACCACUACGAAGCAAUUUAUUCACAGGUGUGGACGCAGUGCCAGCAGUGCCAGGGAUCACUGCAUCAAGAGGUGAUCUGCUCUAGCCGCGACUGCCCGGUGUUCUACAUGCGCAAGAAGGUGCAGAAAGAUUUGCAUGAGCAACAGGCGCUCUUGGAUCGUUUUGGCGUUGUGGACGACUGGUAA
This is a messenger RNA of Leishmania braziliensis MHOM/BR/75/M2904, 3099 nucleotides long. RefSeq names its product putative DNA polymerase delta catalytic subunit. Lineage: Eukaryota; Euglenozoa; Kinetoplastea; Trypanosomatida; Trypanosomatidae. Gene Ontology annotation, biological process: DNA-templated DNA replication; base-excision repair, gap-filling; DNA replication proofreading. Gene Ontology annotation, cellular component: delta DNA polymerase complex. The transcript has a single exon. The coding region runs from base 1 to 3099 and encodes 1032 amino acids. The record is from RefSeq and is a predicted model, not a curated record. Gene Ontology annotation, molecular function: DNA-directed DNA polymerase activity; DNA binding; nucleotide binding.